Molecule: messenger RNA, 2889 nt
Organism: Polyodon spathula (Mississippi paddlefish)
Lineage: Eukaryota; Metazoa; Chordata; Actinopteri; Acipenseriformes; Polyodontidae
Product: tetratricopeptide repeat protein 9A-like
Exons: 3
Coding region: 236-958 (240 amino acids)
Molecular function (GO): protein binding
Source: RefSeq, a predicted model, not a curated record
GCCAGCAUUGUGUCGCUGUCCGUGGUGCUGAUGUGAGUAUAGCUGCGAGUUGGCUUGUACUGCUGGUGCUGGAGGAGUGAGCGACAGAGCCACAUCGCAUCUAUCCUCCUUAACAAGGGAGAAGCAGAAAGCACAGCCAACAGAACGGGAGAAGGGGGAGCUGCCGCGCUGAUUGCUUUUGUUGUUUGUUUGCUUUUGUUUCUUGGAGGGAGAAAGGGGGUGUCUCGCAUCCUUUAUGCACAGUACAUUGUUCCAGCUCAUUCAGAGAAAACAGGCAUUUGAGUUUAGAAAGCAUGGCCUGCCGCUGCCAGUGAAAGGCAUGGAAGCGAAACAGCAUACCAUAAAGAGCCUUAAAAGCUACCCGGAGGCUGGGGGCAGGAGCCUGGCCGCGGCCGCGGGUGGGGACAGCUUCCGUGCCAAAGCAGAGCUGGAAAUGGAGUCCAAAAUCGAAAAGGCGGUCGAGUUUAAGGUGGAGGGCAACCGCUGCUACAAGGAGAAAAAAUUUCGGGAGGCGAUUGGGAAGUACCACCGGGCUCUGCUGCAGCUCAAAGGGGUGCACGCCGGGGAAGGGACGACGGGAUCCGAUGUGAAUCUGCUCAGCAAAGCCAACAACAAGCUGACCGAGGAUCAGCAGAGGCUGGUUGAAAGUACGGAGAUGGAGUGUUAUGACAGCUUGACUGCAUGUUUACUGCAGUCGGAGCUGGUGAACUAUGAGCGCGUGAAGGAGUACUGUCUGAAGGUCCUGGGAAAACAGAAAGAUAACUUCAAAGCCACGUACCGAGCAGGCAUUGCCUUCUACCACCUGGGAGACUACGACAACGCCCUGCUCUACCUGAAAGAAGCAAAGAGACGAGAGCCCACGGAUACGAAUGUGUUGCGAUACAUCCAGUUGACAGAGAUGAAGAUGAACAAGUGUAACCAGAGGGAGAGAGAGUGCAGUAAAGAAGCACUGGGCUAGCUGCCAGACCCAAAACCCAUGACUUCCAGACUGUUUCGCUGUUUUUGCGAGGACUCUGGCACAUGACCUCAUGUUGCUACAGCCAUGGGGGGAAAGUCAGGACCCUCUUCUUGGCAGAUCAGCGAAACUUUCACAACAGGAGCCAAAAAAACAAAACUAAAUAAAGGAACACCGCAUCCCAUUAUACAAAUCAUGUAUGUUGCUUUUUUUAUUUUUUAAACUAGACCGCUUAUCAACUGGGGCACCUUGGGACAAAUGCAAUAGAUGUCUGUACUCUAGGAAUAAGUCAAGUAAUGUUAUAUUGCUAGUGCACUAAGAUUUUCAAAUAGCAAUUUAUAUAGUUGUCUGGUGUUAGCGAAUAGUGUAUCUUUCUAUAGUUCAAAAUGCAAGAUGGAAAGCAAUUAGGCGAACUGAUGUGGGCUAAAUGGGUUUUAUUUUCCUCGCCCUUUAUUAAUAAGCUUAAAAUUGUCAUUUCUUUGGGGCUAAGUGGUGCAAACUGCAAGCUAAUUCAUUGUCCUCUCAAGCCUUUUAUCAGAACUUCAGAUUCCAAUGUUUUUCACGUUUUUGCUACAAACAGAGCUUGCACAUGACAUCCAUAACCGCCAGCCGCUGCAGGUAGUUUCAAGAGCGCGCUGCCUAGGACUGGACUGACUUCCUCACUCCAUUCAAACCAUAUGACAAAAAUGACCUUUCAAGCUGGUUCCACCUACUCACUCUUUUUAUAUGUAGCACAGGUUGAGCCAGCAGAGUUGAAGGGUUGAAUUGAAUGAGGAAGGCAGUUCAGUGCUGGCCAGCCCCCCCCCCCUCCCAGACAAGCUGAAAGCAAGGGCAACAUGAGGGAAGACAGAUAUUGAGAACCGUGAUAUUAACUCAAUACUGGAGCAUCAGAACCACUCUCACUGAUUGCAAACUUCAUAAAAAGAAGUGACAGGCAGCACAAAUAACUCAAAUACUCUAGAAGCUGCGUUAGCUUGUGUAUGAUACUGCUAAGCUAAUUUACUGCAUAAGGUAUUCUAACAGAUUUAAAACCAGUUUUAGUUUAGUUUCCCACAUUUAUCUUAGGAAUACUCUUGAAAUAAGUCCAAGUGGUGCUGAUAAUAGAAGGAGACGCUGUGUUAGUGAUGCAUAACAGAUUUAAAAUGUAUUUGAAUUGUUACCCAUCGUGUCUAAGCAGCCAGUGUUCUGCACUUUAGGGAUCUUUAAGACUUUCAAAAUCACCAUUGCUGAUGUUUAUUUUUUCUGGUAAAAUGCAGAACAAAGAACAGUUUAAAACGGUUUACUCUAUGAUGUACUGUUUGGCCAGCACAGGGUUCUUCAAUAAUGUCAAUAUUUAAGUUGAAAACAGUGCAAAACAUUUUGCAUGAAUCAUGAAUCACCUGUAUAUUUUUAUCCUGCUUCAAAGUGAUAUAUUUAAUUCAAUGUGGAUGUUUGCCCUCCUCUGUUUUAACGUUGUAAUUGAAUAUGGAUGUCUGCCCUCCUCAUCUGAACUUUGUCUGUAAUUCAAUGUGGAUGUAUGCCCUUCUCAGACUGUCAGCCCCAGUUUGUGAGACGGUCUUGUCUUCUAUUCAACAGCAGUAGUUGUCUGGCUGUCAGAGUCUCUCAGCAAUAGCUGCCUCUAACAAGGCUGGGGCUGACCUCUUUUUGUGCGAUGUGCAGGGUGAGUCUACUGAUUGUCUUAUUCAGACUGCUGGCGUUUGCACCCUGGACAGUUCUUUGCAGUCAGUUAACCAUACAAAUGAGCUGUCUCUGUGACAGUAAUAGCACUUCCUGAAUGAAACAUUUUAGGAGAGUAUCGUUCGAGUGCAAACACACAUGGCAGUUGCGUGCAUGAGGUGUCUUUUUGUAUUGUGCCUAUUUGGCAAACUAUGUGAAGUGACCCACACUAAGAGAAGCCCUUUGAUUUUCAAUAAAAACUGCUAUACUCCAGCUUU